AUGACCGACGCACUCGCCAUACUAUCUUUCGUCUGCGCUGGGUUCUUCGUAUUAUUCCUAUUCGCCGACCGCGUUCGGCUCAAUACGCCUACCUCGACGUUGAUUGCAUGGUUCUUCAUAUGCAACCUCAUCCACGGGGUCAACGCAGUAAUUUGGAAGGGAAAUGUGGACAUCAAGAUACCCAUCUGGUGCGAUAUCACGACAAGGCUGCUUUUAGGAGCUAAUGUCGGUCUACCUGCGACGUUUAUCUGCAUCGCGCGGAAGCUGGAGUUCGUGUCGUCUCAACGCGAACCCCCUCCGGACGGUCAAAAUAAACGCGUACAAAUUGCUAUAGAUAUCGCGCUGUGCAUCGUGCUUCCAAUUAUAUAUAUCCUACUUCGUGAGUCAGCUUCCAAGCAUCUGGACUCUGCUCAACGUAGGGCCGUAGAUUAUAUUGCACAAGAUCGCCGUUUCGACUUGGUCAGAGAUUUAGGGUGCUUCGCAUCUAUACACCCAUCUACGCCGGCCCUAAUAAUCGUUUGGCUUCCCCCACUUCUUACAUGUAGUAUCGCCCUUCUCUACUGUGGUGUCACUAUACAUAACUCAUUCCGCAUCUCGACUUCAAGUUUCGGUUCACACGUUUCAUCACGCUCAGCAUACACGUCUUCUAUCUUCAUACGCACCCUCAUAAUCUCCCUUAUCACCUCGGCCGUCCUGGGUUUAACGUCCCUCUUCGCCUUGUUCUCGCCUCCGAGGCUCAGCAAUUGGACCUCAUGGCGGAAGGUUCACGAAAAUUUCUACGACAUCGAUAUCAUUAGCACGAAGAACGAACUUACGGGCAUCCAGUUUGCGUGGUGGGGCUUCAAAGCAGUGUCGAUCGUUUAUCUUGUCCUGUCAUUAGCGAUCGGUCAAGAAAUCAGAGACGGCGCGAAAUGGAUUCGAUCGAUAAUCAUCAAGUGGAAUAAGGAUAGGAAACGACGUUCUGUCCCAUCUAUUUUGAUGAUGCAUACCCAAGGAAUCAGACAAACGCAGAUGGUUACCAAAUGCUCUCCGCCUCCACUGAGCCCGCCUCCGCCUCUUACCCUUGAACUCAAGUCUGGAUGGGAUGAUAUGCUUGAUGACAAGGCUUCAAAAGGCUUCAAGAGCAAGAAUCGAUCCAAGCUAUCCCUUUCGCCGUCCAGUGGUCGGAGCGCGAGCUCUGUUCCCAGUUCAAGCCCCUGCUCGAGCCCCACGCCAAGCUCAGCUCGCAGUUCACCCGCCCCGGAGAACGACUCGUUCGCUAUAGAUACCCUGAAUUAUCUCAACUCUCCCAUUGCUCAAUCGCUCGGCCUGAGGUCUCCCCCUCCAGUAUAUUCCUCGCCCCAGAAGACGUCAUACAACAUCACGCCUUGGAGACGUCCUCAGACCCCGACCAAGGCACCCACGCCUGUGACCCCGAGUACAGUCACCGUAGAGGUUGAUAUUGCGCCGCUCAAGGCUCAGGGACCUGCGAGACAAAGUAUACCCGAUGAUGCGAAGUCGACUGUGUCCUCCAUAUGGGAAGCACCUUGGCCGGAACCGCCUGCCUCAGUUCCGCAAGGGAGUCCUACUCCGUCCCUCAUCCAAGGCCUAUUCCAUGCUCGGUCGUCGUCUCGAUCCCUACCACAGUCUCGAUGUCCUUCUCCUGCCUUAUCUUGCGACACGUUGGGCUUGCCCAUCUUAUCGCCUUCGUCGCCUCCUGACAAACCUUUUCAAGGUGCAGUAGCCGAGGCAUUACUACCCGGACGUCCCGGCUCCUCUCCAGCAGCAAUACGACCCCCUAGACGUUCUAGUCUGAGACGAUUGGGGAGCCUUGAGGGGCUGAACGUUCCGGGCAUCGGGAGGGGCGUGAGUAACCGCGCAGGCAAGGAGAUAAUCUAUAUGACAGUGGUGAAGGAGACAGUCUAG
This is a messenger RNA of Pleurotus ostreatus (oyster mushroom), 1905 nucleotides long. RefSeq lists its product as uncharacterized. Gene Ontology annotation, cellular component: membrane. Gene Ontology annotation, molecular function: mating-type factor pheromone receptor activity. Gene Ontology annotation, biological process: G protein-coupled receptor signaling pathway. The record is from RefSeq and is a predicted model, not a curated record. Bases 1 to 1905 code for a protein of 634 amino acids. The transcript is spliced from 4 exons. Lineage: Eukaryota; Fungi; Basidiomycota; Agaricomycetes; Agaricales; Pleurotaceae.